Messenger RNA from Gavia stellata (red-throated loon), 4206 nucleotides. It is a transcript of the gene CDS2, whose product is annotated as CDP-diacylglycerol synthase 2. The coding region runs from base 1 to 1662 and encodes 553 amino acids. Gene Ontology annotation, molecular function: phosphatidate cytidylyltransferase activity. The record is from RefSeq and is a predicted model, not a curated record. Lineage: Eukaryota; Metazoa; Chordata; Aves; Gaviiformes; Gaviidae. Gene Ontology annotation, cellular component: endoplasmic reticulum membrane. The transcript is spliced from 14 exons.
AUGAGCGAGCUGCGGCAGCGGCUCGGCCGGGAGCCCGGCGGGGCGCGGGAGCCCGAGGAGAAGGAGUCCGAGUCUGAGAACAAGCUGGAUGGAGAGACAGCAUCAGACAGCGAAAGCAAAUCCGAAUUUGGAGGAUCGCCCCCGGUGCCGACAUCUGAUGACACUCCAGAGGUCCUGAACAGAGCUCUCUCCAACCUGUCCUCAAGAUGGAAGAAUUGGUGGGUAAGAGGCAUCCUCACGCUGGCAAUGAUCACCUUCUUCUUCAUCAUCAUCUACUUGGGACCCAUGGUCUUAAUGACAAUAGUGAUGUGUGUCCAGAUCAAAUGUUUCCACGAGAUUAUCACUAUUGGCUAUAACGUGUACCACUCAUAUGACCUGCCCUGGUUCAGGACGCUCAGCUGGUACUUCCUGCUCUGCGUAAACUACUUUUUCUACGGCGAGACUGUGACGGAUUAUUUCUUCACCCUGGUUCAGAGAGAGGAGCCCCUGAGAAUUCUCAGCAAAUACCACCGCUUCAUUUCUUUCGCCCUAUACUUAACAGGUUUCUGCAUGUUUGUCUUGAGUCUCGUGAAGAAACACUAUCGCCUCCAAUUCUACAUGUUUGGAUGGACCCAUGUGACGUUGCUAAUUGUUGUUACCCAGUCGCACCUCAUCAUUCACAACCUGUUUGAAGGAAUGAUAUGGUUCAUUGUCCCAAUUUCCUGUGUGAUCUGCAAUGACAUCAUGGCGUACAUGUUCGGGUUCUUCUUCGGCCGCACACCGCUCAUCAAGCUCUCCCCAAAGAAGACCUGGGAGGGUUUUAUUGGAGGAUUUUUUGCCACCGUUUUGUUUGGAUUGCUGCUGUCCUACGUGAUGUCUGGGUACCGGUGCUUCACCUGUCCGGUAGAGUUCAACAACGACACCAACAGCUUCACAGUGGACUGUGAGCCGUCCGAGCUGUUCCAGCUACAGGAGUACAACAUCCCCUUGGUGCUGCAGUCCGUGGUGGGCUGGAAGACGGUCCGGAUGUACCCCUUCCAAAUCCACAGCAUCGCACUGUCUACUUUCGCCUCCCUCAUUGGGCCGUUCGGAGGCUUCUUUGCUAGUGGAUUUAAGAGGGCCUUCAAAAUCAAGGACUUUGCCAACACAAUCCCAGGGCACGGAGGUAUCAUGGACCGCUUUGACUGUCAGUACCUGAUGGCUACCUUUGUUAACGUGUACAUCGCAAGCUUUAUCAGAGGUCCUAACCCGAGCAAACUGAUCCAGCAGUUCUUAACCUUGCGGCCAGACCAGCAGCUCCACAUCUUCAACACGUUAAAAGCACACCUUGUUGACAAGGGACUCCUUCUGUGUGGCAAGCUCUGCUUCAUCUCCCUAAACAGGAACCGCCGGGCAGAAGUCCGUGCCCGUUGUACUGCAGAUACAGGUAUUUGCUCGAAAGCGCAGAUUGCAGAGAAGGGUCUGUUUCCACAAAGUAUUUUCAGCAUGGUGCUGGCAAAGUUGCUGGUUUCUGGCAGGAGGCAGGACUGCUACGACGGAGCCAGUUCAGGAUUGCAUUUGGAUAAUGCCAGUGGUGUACGCAGCGGCUUUUCUGGACUAGUUGUGGAGACUGUUCCCUUCCAGCUUGAAUUAGGCAGGGAUUUAUUUUCUGUUGACUUAGAGGAUAUUGCUCCAAGCCCCUAAUUUGAAAAUUGGAGGGGGGGAUUAAGGUGCUUCCAUCUUGCUUUGCCCAGGGAGAAUAUUUGGUCUGCGUUUCAUGACAAUUUGGCUGAGUUUAGCUAGGCAAAGGGAGGGCACCUGCACGGAGUACCCGGGCUGGCAGUAGGUGUAGAAGCGACAGGGUUUUGUGUAGCCCCUGAAAAGUAGUUUGCCCUGUGGAAUCAGACAAGCUGGUGCUUUUCCGGAUUCUCCCUGCCUAUUGCCAACAUCUGCCAAAAUCCCCUGUAGUGCACUGUUGGGCCGUCAGAAGAAGCUAUAGUGUUGAUAAAUAUUACAGAAGUGUACUGCUCUUUACAUUCAGAAUUUUUUCAUAUGGGUCUUCAGUCUCCUGCUCAUCUUGCUUUAAACCUUUUGUACCUCUUCAGUUGUAAUUAGUGGGGCAAAAAUCGAACGCAAAGCUUUUCUGCAUGCUUUUGAUUUGAGGUAGCAUUUGGGCCUUUCUGAAGGGUGCAGUGCUGGACGUGGACACUGGAGGGCAAAGCAGUUGCAUUUAGUGGCUUCCUGGGGCUGGGAGAGAAGCGAUAAUGCGUGUGGGUGGCUUUCCUGAUGAGCUCGCAGCUUUAUUCGUGCUUCUUUCCCAGCGGUGUGGUUAAAGCGUGGACUUCCAAGCCUGUUUUGGUCCUGAAGUGUAAAGCUACGUGGAAAGAAUUUAGCAUCCUGCACUGGAGUUUAGUAAAUGGAAUGGGGACAGUGCAUCCGUUUGAGAAAUGGAGGAGGAAGGGAGGGAGGUGGGGGUUGUUAAGAUUAUUUGCAAGCUGUGCCGCUGAUCUUGCUGAGAAAUCCUGGUGAGCACCGUAGCAUGUCCUCUGUCGGGCUGAGAGCUGUGGCUGGCAAACCCACUUCUACGCCGCUGGUAUGAAUAUAUGUGCUAGUACUACUCAGCUCUUAGCAACAGCGGGCUGUCUGGGGGAGCGUUUGAUGGGUUUUCCCCAUCAGCCCAGCCUGUGAGUGGCUUUAGUUUGCCAUAGAUAUUUCAAGUUAGACUUAGAAAGUUAGAGGAAAUGGAAAGUUGACAUUACCAGCUCUGGUUGUCCCUAAAGGAGUUGGCUGUGAUGCCGAGGGAUGUGUAGCAAGACACGUUGCACCUCUUUUCAUUGCAUUAAGCCUUACAGGACCUUGGUCAUGCUGCAGCUCUCACAAGGUUUUAGGUUUGGAGGGAGGCUGACGUAGCUAGUGCUGCUGGAGAGGCCAAACUGAUACCGGCAUGUCUAGGUAGGGCGAUGCGGGGAUGCUCACGUGAAGUUUCUCCAGCUGCAGGGCUCGAGCUCAGCAUUGCACAAUAGCUUUUGGUCGCAGUGGGCUCCACGACCGGAGAUGUUCCUCCUGCUUGUGCCCAGCAAGAGGGAAAUCACUGUGAGAGCAGACCAGCAAGGGGAGAGGUACUGUAUCAGCCGGCGUGUCUGCUUGGGUCGGAAGGAAGAGAAAAGUAGGAUUUGGCCAAUGUGAAGCUUAACGAGGGUAUGACUGCUGCCAGGCAGGGGAUGGGCUGGUGUGGAAACCACCUCUUCACGAGCGGUCACUGCUUUUCCAGUUGGAGCAGAGGGACAUGAACGUAUUUAGUGAGCAAAGGGAUGGUGUGUGGCUAGAAAGCUGCUUUUGCAUAGCGUGAGAAGUUGGCUGUCCUGGUGAGGUGACUCUAAACGUUCGUGGCGUUUGUUUGCUGGUGGGUGAUUUAGCGAUAUGGGUCGGACACUGGUUUGAUCCACAGUCGUGAGCAGGCACGGCUAGGCUAGGUCUGUGUAGAUGAGCACUUGGCAUGCUCUGAUAGGAAUUGGCUUCUCCAAGCCUGGUUGUAGCCCAAAUUAGUUUGCAGAUUGAAUGCACGGCCAGUCCGUGGCCUGCAGUGCUCAGCAAAACAUCAAAACCUAGUUUCUGCGUACGGUGUCAUGUCCUGUGCCGAUCAGCAUGUAUUAUUUAGAUAUUCUUCAGGGUGAUGGGCUCAGAAGUCUGCUGACACUGAUGUGAAGGGGCAGCGUUGCCUGGGGUUUAUGGUACCUUAUGCGGCUCAUGAAGCUGAAAAUCCCGCAGCAUCAGGUAACGCUUGGCACCAGGUUGUGAAAUGCCGGUAUCUUCUAUUCCAAGGUAUGUCUCCAAGGUAUGUCUCCUGUUUCCGAUGUGUGCAGCGAGUUCCCCCGAGCAUGGUUGCGGUGGGAUCCUGACAUCUCUUCCUUCCCCCGCCUCCUCUGACUGGCUUUGUACAGUACAAGGAGGGCAAAACUGUGUGGAAAGCAGCCCUACGGCCCAUCCAGACCCUCCUGGGGACAGGCGUUUGUCACAAAAAGCAUUGCGUGAAAGCUCCCGUGGUUCCUGCCCUCUGUAACCAGCCCCGGAGUUGCAUUUUGUACUACUGUAAUCUUUGUGUGCUCCUGUUCUCCAGACCUGAUGUGUUUCCUCCAUCUGCUUCUUUCUCUGUGCAUUGUUCUUUUGAUUAAUGUUUUAGCUACACAUGUAGAGUUGCCUUUCUUUGACCGAAUGUCUGAAUGUGAUAUAUUGUAUAUUUUAAAGUAU